CUCAGUCAGCAGACAUGAGUGUUGUUCGGAAGGAUAACUCUGGAGCGGUUGUUAGUGGAUCUCCGCCGGAGAGCGACAUGUUUCACGCGGCCGCAAGCGGAGCGCGUGACUGGUUGAGUUUGACGCUGAAAAGAGCGCGAAAACCACUGAUUACCGACAAACACGGUCUCUCUGUGCUUCAUAUAGCUGCCCUUCAUGGUCAUCUGGACUGUAUGGAGCUGCUGCUGGCUGGAGGUUAUGUGGAUGUGAAUGUCAGUUGUCCUCAUGGACGCAGACCUUUACAUAUGACGCUGACGGCUCAGAGUCGACCAAACACUCACGCCGGACUCAUUUACUUGCUGGAACACGGAGCCCACAUCAGUGUCUCCACAGAUGAAGGACUGACCCCGCUGCAUCAGGCCGCAGCUGAAGGUUUGACCGACUGCACUGAGACGCUGGUGAGGCACGGAGCAAACACACACUCUCCAGACACCAGUGGACACACACCUCUUGACCUGGCGCGCAUCUGGGGUCACAGAGACACUGCCAGGUUUCUGAAAGAUGCCAUGUGGAGGAAAGACAAAGAGCAGCAGAUGAAGAAAAGCAAACAUCAGCACAAUCUCAAACAGGAGCUGCUCAUGAUGACCAAGAGCAGAGCAAAGUGUGUCAGUGUGCUGGAUCUGCCUCGUCUGGGUCGGUCUGGAAAACCCGACAGCUUCAGCUCACCCUGGACCGAAGUGGUCCUGCAUCUGUCUGAGGAGCUCAAACCCGGACACUAUUAGACAUCACACUACACAGAGACCAACCUCAUGCUUUCAGUAAGGAAUAAAAUGAACUCUUGCUGCAUUCAUGUUUACCUUUCAGUACUGUUCAUGCUGCAUGGUUCUGUGUGGCGUAUAAUUCCACUGCGCUCAACACUACAGUACUUCAUACAGUUAAAAAUAGCGAGUGAAACAAAUAUGCAUUAUGCAACAGUAAAAAUGUCUUUGCUGCAUGAUCACAUGAGUUCAUUACAUGCAUGUUUAAUUCACAUCCACUGCUCAGAACUACAGACCGACUGCAGACUAAUAAUGAAGAUGUUGAAAAUAGCAUUGACUGUGCUGUUAGAUAAUGAGCAUAAAAGCAGGCUAAUACUGGGAACUUUGCACUCGCUGGAUAUCAGGAGAGAGUUAUGAGGCACUUAUUUACUUAUUGACAGAGAUUCAAUGACGAGACACUGAAACACUAACAAAAACCUGAU
This is a messenger RNA of Danio aesculapii, 1219 nucleotides long. It is a transcript of the gene ankrd53, whose product is annotated as ankyrin repeat domain 53. The record is from RefSeq and is a predicted model, not a curated record. Lineage: Eukaryota; Metazoa; Chordata; Actinopteri; Cypriniformes; Danionidae. Gene Ontology annotation, molecular function: protein binding. Gene Ontology annotation, biological process: regulation of mitotic spindle organization; mitotic metaphase chromosome alignment; positive regulation of microtubule polymerization. Gene Ontology annotation, cellular component: spindle pole. The transcript has 6 exons. The coding region runs from base 15 to 761 and encodes 248 amino acids.